UUGGACCUAUGUUGGACAUGGACUUGUUGGACCUGGACCUGUUGGACUUCUGUUGGACCUGGACCUGUUGGACCAAUGUUGGACAUGGACCUGUUGGACCUCUGUGGGAUAUGAUCCAGAUCCAACCAUGUCCUCCGGGUUCAGAGGUACGAUCAUCAUCACUGCCAAUAAGCAACGAUAUCUCUGUUGGACCUGGACCUGUGGGACCUGGACCUAUUGGAUCUCUGUUGGACCUGGACCUGUUGGAGCUCUGUUCGACCUGGACCUGUUGGAUCUCUGUUGGACCUGAAACUGUUGGACCUGGACCUGUUGGAUCUCUGUUGGACCUGGACCUGUGGGACCUGGAACUGUUGGGCCCUCUGUUGGACUUGGACUUGGACCCGUUGGAUCUCUGUUGGACCUGGACCUGUUGGAUCUCUGUUGGAGCUGGACCUGUUGGACCUGGAACUGUUGGACCUCUGUUGGACCUGGACCUGGACCUGUUGGAUCUCUGUUGGAGCUGGACCUGUUGGACCGGGACCUGUUGGACCUCUGUUGGACCUGGACCUGGACCUGUUGGAUCUCUGUUGGACCUGGAUCUGUUGGACCUCUGUUGGACCUGGACCUGUUGGACCUGGACCUGUUGGUUCUCUUUUGGACCUGGACCUGUGGGACCUGGACCUGUUGGACCUUUGUUGGACCUGGACAUGUGGGACCUUGACCUGUUGGAUCUCUGUUGGACCUGGACCUGUUGGACCUGGACCUGUGGGACCUGGACCUGUUGGACCUCUGUUGGACCUGGACCUGUUGGACCUCUGUGGGACCUGAUCCAGAUCCAACCACCGUCCUCCGGGUUCAGAGGUCAUCUUUCACAGAUCCAACCACCGUCCUCCGUGUUCAGAGGUUCAAUCAUCAUCACCGCCAAUAAGUAACGAUAGUAAUAAUAAUAAUUCAUAAAGGUUAAUAAACCGGGCAGACGGAAGGUGGAGCUCACAAACUGACCUGUUGUCGUGACAACCAGGGGACAUGACCACCUCUGAUAAUGUCCACCAAUCAGAGCUGAUCCACGAUCCAACUCUCGUCAUUUAUUGAAUGAAUCUGUUGAUAAAAGAUAAUCAACUAAAAUAUUAUUUAUCAAACGAUAUGAACAUCGACCUUCGUUUGUCAGAGACGACGACACGUUUGACGACAAACAAUCUGUCUCAAGUUACUCUGAACAAUACAAAGAGACUUCUUGACCUCUUGACCGCUCAACCUUUUUCGUGUCUCAACGUCAUGGAUAACCUCAUUUUACAGUGUUCACGUUUCUGACCAUUAGCUGUUGAUCAGAGUUGCACACACACACACACACACACACACACACACACACACACACAGAUGCUGUUGUUGUAGACUUAGAGGCGGGGGGGCGGUCAUGAGACCCUGUUUGCUCAUCCUGAACCAUGUGAAUCAUGAGACAGAGAGAGAGAGCGGAAGAGGAAGAGGAGGAGUGGAUUAUAGAGGGAGUAAGAAAUGAUGGAGGACUUGUCCCGGUGGCUGAAGAGGUGCUGCUGUGGUGAGGAAGAGGAGGAGGGGGGGAGGAGGGAUGAAGAGGAUAAUGAAGAGGAGGAGGUGAAGAUGGAGGAGCUCAUCUUCAGGAAAAGCAGAAGCUCAACUUCACUUCCGCCGUCCGAGGUAGAUCUGGUCCGGUCCGGCUUGUCCCCCUCCGGCUCCCGGGCUCACUGGUUCCACACGCUUCAGGUCCGACCGCGAGGUCGACGAGGACGCAGCAACAGUGACCCGCUGGGCGGGACGGGCUGUGAGGGCGACGCCUUCACCUGGGGACCAGGUCUUCAGUUCGGAGCUGCUCAGUCAUACCUGAGUCUGGAGAAACUGGGUGAAGGAACGUACGCCUCCGUCUAUAAAGGCAUCAGCAGGAUCAACGGGCAGCUGGUGGCGCUGAAGGUGAUUCAUAUGAAGACGGAGGAGGGCGUCCCGUUCACUGCCAUCAGAGAGGCGUCUCUGCUCAAAGGUCUGAAACACGCCAACAUCGUCCUCCUCCAUGACAUCAUCCACACCAGAGAGUCGCUCACCUUGGUCUUUGAAUACUUGCAGACCGAUCUGGCCCAGUACAUGACUCAACAUCCUGGAGGUCUUCACUCACGUAAUGUUCGGCUGUUGUCGUCUGUGCAGAUCUUCAUGUUCCAGCUGUUGCGAGGCCUCAGCUUCAUCCACCAGAACCGGAUCCUCCACCGAGACCUGAAGCCUCAGAACCUGCUCAUCAGUUACCUGGGAGAACUGAAACUGGCUGACUUCGGUCUGGCUCGGUCCAAGUCCAUCCCCAGUCAGACCUUCUCCUCUGAGGUGGUGACUCUGUGGUACCGGCCCCCCGACGUCCUGCUGGGGUCCACAGAUUAUUCUACGGCCCUGGACAUGUGGGGGGCCGGGUGUGUCUUCAUAGAGAUGCUGCAGGGGGCGCCAGCAUUCCCCGGAGUCACGGACGUGUUCGAACAGCUGCAGAAGAUCUGGACGGUCUUGGGUGUCCCCUGUGAGGACAACUGGCCUGGAGUAAGUCUGCUUCCUAAUUAUAGACCAGAGUGGUUUCAUCAGUCGGAGCCAAAACAGUUCAGGGCCGUUUGGAAAAGGUUGAACCAGCUGCCCCAUAAGACCGAGGACCUGGUCCAGAGAAUGUUGACCCGGGUCCCGACAGACCGGAUCUCUGCUCUGGAGGCUCUGAAGCACCCGUACUUCAGCACGCUACCUCCUCCCAUCAUGCACCUCAAAGACAUGGUGUCGAUCUUCAAGGUUCCAGGUGUUCGUCUGGAGACGGAGGUCAGAGACAUCUUCAACCCCGGCCGCAGGAUCAAACCUUCCCUGCUGCUUCCUGCCGCCAAGUGCUGGUGAUGUUUCUUUUUCAUCUGCAGCUUCAAAAACUUUUCUUCUGUGACUCCUUGAAAGUUCAGAGCUGUGACUGAUUAAUUAUAAAUAAACCAAAGACUGUUCAAAAGCGCCGCCCCCUUCGUGUUAGCAGAUGGGACAUGGACCAAAGUAAAAAUUAAAGUAGACGUUAAAUUAAUGUUUCUUUCGCGUCUGACUCUUUAUCCACGGACAGAGCUUCUGUUAGCGCUGACGUCCACCACAUGUUCUAAUCUGCACUGUCUGCUGCUCUUAGCAUGAAGCUAAGUGCUGUCAAUCUAGUCCUGUUUAGAUUUAAUAUGUUUACUCCCCCUGCCUCUGUUUCCUGUUAGCAUGUGUUCGCAUGUGUUAGCAGCAGAUUCAUGAGGAGUCAUUAACGUGUUUUUAACUCUGGCUAUGUUGGAUUUAUUUCAAUAUUAUUUUCUGUUUGUGUUGACGUAUAGGUUUCAGACACUAAUCAACCAUCGUAAUGUAUUUUAAUAAAACAUCAAAUAUUUGUCUCAAUCAACAUAAACACUUUGUGCAGGAAACAAAAAAGUUUAAAAUGAAUAAAUAUUUACGGAUCAGAAAUGUUAAAAUUCAAGUAGAAAAUAAUAAAAUUGAGAAAUCUGCUAAAGCUAACUCACCUAUCUUAGCUGUCGGAGCUUCUGGCUGGUGAACUGAGAAAAAUUCCAAAAUGUGGUUUAGCUUCAUGAUUGUUUUCUGUACAGGCAUUAUUAAUUAAUAUUAAUAACAAACCAGAUGUUUGAACAACAUCAACAGUUA
Molecule: messenger RNA, 3639 nt
Organism: Scophthalmus maximus (turbot)
Lineage: Eukaryota; Metazoa; Chordata; Actinopteri; Pleuronectiformes; Scophthalmidae
Gene: cdk15
Product: cyclin-dependent kinase 15
Exons: 14
Coding region: 1492-2862 (456 amino acids)
Biological process (GO): protein phosphorylation
Cellular component (GO): cytoplasm; nucleus; cytosol
Molecular function (GO): cyclin-dependent protein serine/threonine kinase activity; cyclin binding; ATP binding
Source: RefSeq, a predicted model, not a curated record